AGGGCAUCGUCGCUUUCGAUGUGCCAUACCUGUCGAUGCAUCCGCAUGUCGUGAUCAGCGGCAUAGCUUCUUUAUUCCCAAAGGAUGACAAGAAGCGUAAGACGGAGGCAGAGCUCAAUGACCCGGAGCAAGUUAACAUCGUAGAUCAUAAAGUCCUUGGAGAAGAUCGCCUUUCACCUAUGCCGUCCCCCUCUGGAACGUCCACACCAGACGCUUCGUCUUUAGCUUCUGCCCGGUCUCCGUCUCCUAGUCUAUCUCCCAGAUCGACGCGGACCUCUUCCCCUUUGGAACUUCUAGACAAAACCUCGUCUUUCAUAACGAAACUUGCGGACGAGCCCAUGGUCAAGUUCUUUCGGAAACACUCGGAUGAGCCAUUCAGUGCUAUGAAGAGAUGGGUCGUCGAACACUUCGAGUUCGGGCAGUGCAUGUUCGAACCCUCCGGUCUCCUUGAGCGAUACCGUGCUCUCGAAGCAUGGAACGGCUUAUGGGUUAAUUACUGGACGGAGACCGUGCCUAAGCCGGGGUCCUCGGCUUCGAUACAAGACCCAUUCGAGAAAGAAGGUACUACUCCGUCAUUAACUACGGCGGACAUGGGCAGAAUGUCUUUGGAGGAUACAGGCGGAGAUCUCGGGGCGGAUGCGUGCCCUCUUACGAAAGAAGAAGAGAAGGAGCGCUCGAAGCAGCUCAAGAAGGCCGAGAAGGAACUCAAGAAACAGCGGGACAUAGAGAAGAAAGCCCAGGAAUCGCGUCCGCCGAGACACUUCAUCGUGCUGCCCGGGAGGUUCAACGGUCACGCGCGACACAAGUGGCUCAGAGUGCCCAUUGCCGGCGCGGAAGACGAAGUGCAGGCCCACUGUGGUCUGUUCAUCAAAGACCAGAACUUGGACUAUGAGGCGUUCGUGGAUGGUGUCGGUGACCUUUUGCGAUCCUGGUGCCGACUGAUCGCUUUCUCUUGAUCGAUGGUCUGCUGUACCCCGUUCAGUCUCGCGAUCCGCCUAGCGGGAGCCGGGCUGGACCCACACUAUCGUGAUCCCGAGGUAGAGGGUCCUUGCCCUGACGCGCGUGUGCAGUGGUUCUCGCAGUGGGUCAUAUCUUGUGGAGUCGAUGGAGGACUCUUUGCUCCUGAGUGGCCGCUGUUAUGACAUCUUGAGCUGCAGUUUACAUCUGCCGUGCGUCACAUUGAUACCUGCCUUGUUGUCCAGUUAUGACUGUAUUCACGUCGACGUCCGGAUAUUUCGAGCAGGCUCUGUACAACAGGACAUUAUCAACAACAUCUGGUAUGCUAUGGGUGCCACGCAAUUCUCGGCGUUCUUGGGCGUCGGGCAUCAUCAGUACGAUCAGAUACCAUGCGCUCUAUUGUCCACCUAAUGGGGACAAGGCGUACUUCUGCACAUCGGCUCUUACCACGUGUAGGCACCAUUGCGGAGAACGAUUCACUCCCGCGAAACUAGAUGCUCAGUUGUUGCUAUCAGUUGCAGGUCAGCCUUCUCACCUUCAUGCUCCAGAACAAUGGUUAUUUCAUCAAGACUGUCUAGACCGGGUCCGUGCCAUACUCCC
Molecule: messenger RNA, 1557 nt
Organism: Gloeophyllum trabeum ATCC 11539
Lineage: Eukaryota; Fungi; Basidiomycota; Agaricomycetes; Gloeophyllales; Gloeophyllaceae
Exons: 3
Coding region: 36-956 (306 amino acids)
Source: RefSeq, a predicted model, not a curated record